This is a messenger RNA of Syngnathoides biaculeatus (alligator pipefish), 2345 nucleotides long. RefSeq names its product polypeptide N-acetylgalactosaminyltransferase 15-like. Gene Ontology annotation, cellular component: Golgi apparatus. The transcript is spliced from 10 exons. The record is from RefSeq and is a predicted model, not a curated record. The coding region runs from base 1 to 1833 and encodes 610 amino acids. Lineage: Eukaryota; Metazoa; Chordata; Actinopteri; Syngnathiformes; Syngnathidae.
AUGGGGCAGUGGGGCGUCCACAGGAGGAUGCUGUGUUUGUGGUUGUCGCUCCUCGGAUUCGCUUUUCUUUUACUGAUAGUCGUGGAGAGGUUCCACCGAGGGAAAUAUCACUCUUACCAGAAACUCGGCACCCCGCGACACCCCUUCCAGCGGACCCCCGGCCUGCCGGACGACUUGGAGCUCAUCGGAGACGCCGCAUUGGAGCUCUUGCCCGAUCUCGUGCCCAUCAACUCGCUUAAGGAGGACCAGCUUUUGUUCGUGGCGUCCACGCAGGGCACCAAGGACCCGCUGCUGAAGAAGUGGAAUUACAAGGUGCUCUUGCCCGCGACGAGGAAGGAACUGGUGUUCGGUGAUGUCGGAGAAGAUGCGCAGGAUGAAGAAGACACCCGCAGGUCCCCGCCCGAUGCGCGACAUCCCAGGUGCCUGGGCGAGCAGUACGAAGACUUUCUGCCUUCUGCCAGCGUGGUCAUCUGCUUUCACAACGAAGCUUGGGAGAGUCUCGUGCGCACACUGCACAGCGUCUUGAGCACAACGCGCAGAUCCUUCUUGCUGGAACUUCUCCUGGUCGACGACCUCAGCACGCAGGAUCACCUGAAGACCACCCUCAGUGAAUACGUGUCCCACCUGGACGGGGUGCGUUUGGUCCGCAGCGCCCAGCGCCUGGGGGUCGCAGGGUGCCGUAACCUGGGUGCCUCCGAAGCCUCGGGGGAGGUGCUGGUCUUCGUGGACCCCGAGUGCGAAUGCCACGAGGGCUGGCUGGAGCCGCUCCUGGAGAGGCUGGCCCGGGACAGGACAAGAGUGGUUUCCCCCGUGGUGGACGCCAUCCACCGGCAGACGUUCGAGUACAACGUCACCCAGUGGCCGGUGUGGGGAGUUUUCGACUGGAAUCUGGACUUUUCCUGGGAGCCCAAACCGCAACUUCUGGACCAGGACUCGGCCUUGGCGAUUGAACCUGUACUGAGUCCAGCUUUGGGGGGUGGAGUUCUGGCCAUUGACAGACAUUUCUUCCACCAUGUGGGAGGCUUUGAUCCUGGCAUUCUACUGCGGGGAGGGGAACAAAUUGAGCUGUCAAUCAGGGUGUGGUUGUGCGGGGGCUCCAUGGAGGUUGUUCCGUGCUCUCGGGUGGCCCAGCCAGACCGCCGCCACCUCCCCCGCCUCCCUUCCCGCUUCCAAGACCGGGAGCAGCUCGAGAGGAACAAGAUCCGCAUAGCGGAGACGUGGAUGGAUGCAUACCGCAAAAUCUUCUACAGGCGAGACACGCUGGCUCAUUUUAUUCGGCAGUCUGAGGGGCCCAAUAUUACAGAGCGCCUGCAGCUGAAGAAGACUCUGGCCUGUAGGGACUUCCAUUGGUACCUGACCAAAAUCCGUCCCCAACUGUACGUUCCGCAGGAUAGACCAGGACUCUCAGGCGAGCUGUAUAGCGUGGCAGUUGGUGGCUGCGUCGACCGCGUCCCGGGUCAGGGGGCGCCCGCCGGAGCCAUGAUCCUGGCGCCGUGCAGCGGCACGGGCAGUCAGCACUGCGAUCUCAACUCUGACGGGGAAGUGAGGUGGGGUCCUGCGGGGGGUUUCUGUUUGGACGCCGUCGGCGAGCGGGUUGUCCUCUCCGAGUGUCAGCGACCCGUCGGUGACCGGCUCCAGUGGACGUUCAUAAAGCUGAGUGGACAACUGCUCCACCGACAGUCCCAGUUGUGUAUGGAGGCUGUGAAGGUCGGACCCCCACAGCGGAGCCCCCCGCCCAAUGUAGUCCGCGCCCGCUCGGGAGACCUCAUCCUGCGUCCCUGCACCCGUCAUCCCACCCAGCAGUGGCACUUCGAGCAGCUCGUGUCACCUUAAUUCGCGCGACGGAGAACAAUAAUGCAACCACAACAAAUAUUAUUUUGAGUGCGUUGUGGCCCACUUGCGUGUUAAUUGCGGAGAAUCCGGGGAGCAAAAGCUGUUCGACACCCCCCUGGUGAAUUUAAUCAAUCAGUCCUGAGAAGCACCCUGGAUGUAAAUUCUGCACCUGAGGCAUGAUGGGAUGCAUUCGUUGUGGUUCACUAAUGUUUUUAUGGAUUUAUUAUUCAGCGACACGCUCCACACAUCACAAGUGUGGAAGGAGGCUGUUAUCCCUACAAAGAAGACAUAUAAAUGUAUUUUAUUUUACUCGAUGUCACAUUAUAUUUUUCAUCUUUAAAAUGUUAUAAAAAUGCAUCAUUUUUAUUUUAUUUUUUGUCAAUAUUUGUUCCUGUUUUAAGGAUUUCUGAUUAUACCCCUGUCAUUUAAUGAACUUGUUAAAGACGAUAUGAUCUCACACCCAAAACACAUCAUGGUUAAUAAAGUCAAGAAAUGGAAAGUAGCAUUGCAUC